CUACACUCAGUCUCUUUUAGCGUGCGUGGUGUUCCUUGGGCGCCAUUUUUCUUCCUGUGAAUUUUGUUGUUUGUCGCGUUUAAACUUUCAUAAUAGAAAAUGACUGAUAUUGAUUUACCUUUAUCCGACAUAAUUACCAAGAAAAAAAUUAUUCUCAACCGUGGCCGAGCAGCCCCCAAAACUGCCAUGACUUCAAGGCAGCAAACUAACAGCAAUGUCAAGCCCAAUAUUAUAAAGACAACUGGAGAUGCCCGUAACCACCUCAUCCAGAAGAAGAGGCAGCACUUUACUGACGCUCGAGAACAGCUCGCCAGGAUUGCUAAGACUUCUGAUGCUCGUGACAAGCUCAAUAAAAUACGGGGCAAUCAGAAGGGUAUUCCUGAACUCAUACAGGAACUGCAAGCAAAGCCCACGGACAUGCGCCAGAAACUCAACUUGAAGCGCAACGGAGCCCUGCAGGUGAAGAAAAAUUUCGUCAAUAUCCAACAAGUUAAGACUGGACUUCAGACUGCGAGCAAGGGAGGAGUGGGCAACACGCGCAUGCAAGGCACUGCCAUCAUACGAACGGUCUCUGGCAACUCGGGGGUGAACCGCACCGUCGUGCCUACCGUAGGACGAACCGUCCAGAACCUGAACCGCACCGUGCAGAACCGGGGCGUGUCUAAUGCAUCUGUGAACAUCCAGCGUAAACGCCUGGUUCCUGCCAAGGGAAUAUCUGGGUCGCUGAUCCAGCAGUUUCACCGCAGCAACGCUGUGCGCUUACAGCAGCAGCAGCAGCCUGCUGUGGCGCAGGUGGUCACUGUGCGCAGCAACGCUGCACCGCUGGUGCGCAGUGUUCGCCCUCUGCAAACCGUGGCGCGUCGGCGCGUAGCUGUGGCUGGCAGCGGCCCUGUGUACGCCACACAGCCGCGCCACACGAUGGUUGCGCCUCAAACGAUCUACCGCCAAGUGCCCGCCAGGGUGCCGGCCUACAGGCAGGAGGCUGUGGUGAUGCAGGAGCAGCCGAUGGUGUACGAACAAGACGAUGGUGCGUAUGAUGACGAGCCUCUCACUUACGACGAUGACUACGACGUGGUCCCUCAGCAGCAGCUGCAGCCCGUCUACUACGAGGAGGCACCGGUCUCGCCGCCCUACGAACCUCAGUACGAGGAAGUGUACGUGCCUCGUGCCGUGACCGUGCAGCAGCAGCAGCCGCAGCACUACGGCCCUCCCGUGCCUCCCCAAGCUCGAGCUUCUGUUCCUGUUCAGAACAACAGCUACGUGUCGCGCUCUCAGCCUCGCCCUCAGCAGCAGCCGGCACGCUACACCACCCAGCCUCAGCGAUACCCUCAGCAGCAACUGCAGCCACAGCAGCAGCAGCAGCAGCGGUACAGCACGCAGCAACGUGUUGUACAGCAGUCACCUCGACGCACUGCAGUCGCGCGGCCAGCGCCGCCUAUGGUCCAGAAGGUAGUGGGUCACCGCGUGAUGGUGAGCAACCUGCAUCCUGUCGCCACCAAUGAAGACAUCAAAGAACUUUUCGGCAACCUCGGUCCCAUCUCCUCCUGCAAGAUGGCGCGCCCGGGCACCGCAGUCGUCGUCUACCUCGACCUCAACGACGCCAAACGUUCUGUUGAUGUUUAUCACAACCGCAAGCUGGACGGACAGCCCAUGCAGGUGAAGAUCAUGGGGCCCGUCACGGAGGCGUCCACCAGCGCUACGUCGUCUCUGGCCCGUAAUCCCAGAACCCGCAUGUACUGAACGCCCAAAUUGAACCUUAAAGCAGGAAGGUUACAGCCUGGAGGAGGAGAUCUGUCAUACAAAUUCCUCGGAUUAGGCGUUUUGAAACUCCUCACAUAAUUUCUUUCGAGGAUCGGAUCACGGUAUGGAAGACACGUCAGAUUACCAGAUCAUUAUCGCUUUGAACAAAAGUUUUCAAUAACUAAAGCAUCAUUCCUUCAAUCAAUGUAAACUUGUAAUUAAGCUGUCGCUAAAGUGUCAAAAAUUGUGGCCAUCUACUUCACUUCUUGCGGUGUAGUUAACCCAGCGUGCUUCACUCAAAACUCUGCGGUCCUCUCGGCAGUGUGAUGAGGAAAGUUAGCCCUGCCAACGGGCAUCCUACAAAUUCCUAUUUUAGGCUAUUAACGGCGUCAAAGUUCAAAUGCGAAUCAUUCUAAUAACAUUUUACGCUGGUUUUCAUAUUUAACCUAAUGAAACAGGUAGACAUUUAUUGAAUGAUUCGUUAUUGAACUGGUCUAGUUACUAUAUGCACGUGAAACAAUUUUUUUUUGACCGCGUGUCGAGUGGAUAUAUUCGGCUUGGAAUGGAGGAGUGGAGUUUACCCUUUCGUAAUUAAGUGACUAUUAUGGUUCUAGUAAAUUUUUGAGCAUAAAACUCGACUCAUUAUUACAUGAAAUUUAAAAAUAAUUUUCGUUUGAAACAAGACAACUGAACGGUGAACGUAUUUUCCAAUUUUUUUUUAGACUUGCUUAUGAGUUGAACGGAUCUUUGUUUACGCAUUGCUAAAAUUAAAUAAGAUUCAUUCUGUAAUUAAAAUUAGAAAUCGCUUAGAAUAAGUUAGCUACUGUAAACAAUGUAAUAUGCCCAAUAAAUAUGUGACGGAA
This is a messenger RNA of Hyalella azteca, 2603 nucleotides long. RefSeq names its product mediator of RNA polymerase II transcription subunit 15. Gene Ontology annotation, biological process: mRNA export from nucleus. Gene Ontology annotation, cellular component: nucleus. The coding region runs from base 100 to 1740 and encodes 546 amino acids. The record is from RefSeq and is a predicted model, not a curated record. NCBI's taxonomy places the organism in Eukaryota, Metazoa, Arthropoda, Malacostraca, Amphipoda, Hyalellidae. Gene Ontology annotation, molecular function: mRNA binding. The transcript has 13 exons.